AUUACUUUAUAGCAUUACGUGUAGUUGCGUCUCGCUUUCGCAAGAAUUAUCCAAUCAGAAAUCGCGUAAGAAACAAGCCAAUCAAAAAUGGAUACACAAACUGCGGGAUAUCAGAACAAGCUUUUGGGAGCCGUUGCGUAGACGCACUAUACCGGCGGUUUAGACUGUCUGUGACGCAGGCUACAUACGGGUAGGUUAUGAGAAAAAUGUGAUUUAACCUGCUAGUGCCCAGUCUCUCCUUUGGCACUUAGUCGUUCAUUUUGGCCAUUUGUUGACGUUUAAUUGCUCAAGUUUCACAUACUCAAACAGUAAAGAGAGAAAGGAAAAACAUCUUGGAACAUUUUUCAAGGGAGUUAGAAUUUAGGCUGUUAUAAUCCAUCAAAACUUAAAUAAAGCACCUAAAUGGCUCUCCAGUCAGCGGUUGACCAAGGAGCCAGAGAGAAACCGAGUUCAAGAUUGGGGACGAGAAUCGUAUGUCCGUCUUAGGAAAAUUUGGAAUGUUAUACUUCGUCGUUUAAGCCCAUAAAGCCCUGUUUCUUUUAGUGCCUUCUAGAUGUGUCGAUUCGAUGGUUAAAUCUUUUAAAGGCACUGAAGAAAGUGCCUCUCAGACUUCAAAGAUGGCGGACCUGGAAACCGAGGCUGAACAAUUCAUUGGCGAUGAUGAGGACUUCUGCUCAAAGAGUAAAGAGAAACCCCUGUUCAUUAUGUUGACGAGGAAUAACCUUGGCAUGUAUUUACAAUUUGUGUUUUUCGGAAUCGGUUCUGUGCUUCCCAUUUUUGUCAUCUUUGCCGCAGUUGAUUACUUCGACAAUAUUUUCCCUCACAAGCAGCCCGAGUUUGCAUUGAACGCGAUCUACAAUCCCCUGUUGUUCUGCGGCUGUUUCGCUAACCUGGUUUGGGGCCGCGCUGCAAGUUUCAAGUGGAGGAUUGUAAGUGGAUUCUCAAUGAUGGUCGUCUGUCUGAUGGGCUUCAUUGUUCUCGAUCAGCUUGAAUUAUGUGGAUCUACAUGUCUUAAAAGUCACUACUGGUCCGUCUUGUUUGUGGCUGGUGUCCUUGGUUUAGCAGAUGCCGUGUGCCAGUCUACCCUGUUUGGCUUGACCACUCACGCUUUGCCACCUUUAUAUACUCAGGGGCUCAUGCUUGGCGUGGGCUUGUGUGGUCUUCUGAUGACAUUCUUAAGAGUUUUGACCAAGACUACCACUAAAAAUCUUCAUGUCUCAAGUUAUUACUACUUUGGAACAGCAGCCCUGUUUAUUUUGCUGGUGAUAGCUGUUUAUUUUCAGCUUAGUAGAGGUACUGCACUCCAGCGUUACUACUCUCGAGCUCCAAGAAGUGGUGUGGAUACUGACUGGAAACAUCCUUUUCAGCGCUUUGCAUUUUUCACUGGUGAAGCUCUGCGGGUACUACGUUACAAACAUGUCUUCUGUCACUGCUUUCUAUUAACACUGGUAACUGCUCAACAGUAUGCUGUAAUGCCAUCGGUGGCUACUAUGGCAACAGACUUCCUUGGCAGUGGUUGGUUCCCAGUGUUGUUGAUUCUAGUUUACAAUAUUGGUGAUGUUCUUGGCCGAGGACCUUUAGCAAUGUACUAUGUGUAUUCUCUGCACUGGGCAUGGCUUUCUACUUUAGUACGCUUCUUAGUUAUUGCUGGCAUCUGUCUGAGUGUACCACCUCACAUGAUGAGUGACAGACCUGCUUGGAUGGCAAUGUUUGUAGCAAUACUUGGCCUCUCAACUGGUCAUCUGACAACAUCUCUGAUCUCUUAUGCCUCCUCUGAAGUCCCUGGGAGAGCUAAAGAGACUGUGGGCUAUUUGAGCGUGUUAAGCAUGACUCUUGGAAUGGCUGGUGGAAGUGCUGCUAGCUACUGCAUUAAAGCUCUCCUGGACAGAACUGGUUGAGACAUUGAUGACUAGAGAUCAUUAUUUGAUCCAUGUUGUGCUUAUUAUUAGUAUGAGCUACUUAACAAAUGGAGUUAACAAAUGAUUAUUUAUUACUGACUCGAUAAAUGCCCAGGUUUCAGAUGUUAAUUGUAUAGCUGAAAAGGCCCUGUCCAUUACUGCAACUGCAUGACACCUUAAUCAAUGUUCAUGUAACAAGAUCAGUGACAAGUCAGGAAAUUAAUCAGAACUUAAAGAAUUGUGAAGAAGAAAUA
Orbicella faveolata is the source of this 2152-nucleotide messenger RNA. RefSeq lists its product as uncharacterized. Gene Ontology annotation, biological process: nucleoside transmembrane transport. Gene Ontology annotation, molecular function: nucleoside transmembrane transporter activity. Lineage: Eukaryota; Metazoa; Cnidaria; Anthozoa; Scleractinia; Merulinidae. The record is from RefSeq and is a predicted model, not a curated record. Gene Ontology annotation, cellular component: plasma membrane.